GUAUGUAUGUUUCCAACACUGUGUUAUUCACGGAAAACCAAAGAAAAUGAAAAUUUGUGUUGUUCUAUUUGUGAUGUUUUCUAAUGAAUCUGUAUAGGAAAAAAAAUUAAAUGACAGUUUAAAAUUAACAUCAAGCUUAAUAUUGGCAUGGCAUUCAUGUUCAUGAUAAGUGUGUGUACACUCAAGCUGUAGAUGGUCUAAACACAAGCAUGAAUUUCAACCCAUUCCGUUGGAGGGAUAAAACUCACUCUGGCAACCCAAUUAAAAAAAAACGUUGCAGUCUCGAGGCUUUCCUCUCUACAGCAUGUGUGUGUGUCGGUUUAGUGAAGUGAAGAAAACGGGUGUAUUUUUAGAGUAGGGUGCAAUCCAGCACAAUGAGCAGUACGCGUGUUGUUUGCUUCCCCAGGACUUCGCGAGUCUCAGAAGGACAUUAGUGAGACAUCACGGGACAGUGGGACAGAAGAGUUUCGGAACAAAGGAGGAGUGAGAGAGUGUCAUGGCUACCCGUGCACACAGGCGAGUCGCCCCGAGCAUGAAGCAGGAGCAGCACGACGACGACUCGGACACGGAGGAGACACACCUCGGGCUCGGGUUUGGGCUUGAGCUUGAGUUUAGGAAACCCGACGGCAGGGAGCCGCAGAUCAUCCACAGCGGACACUUCAUGGUGUCGACUCCUCACAUCGAGCAUCCGCCGAAGAAAGGCUACGACUUCGACACUGUGAAUAAACAAACUUGUCAGACUUAUCACUUCGGCAAGGCGAGCGCAUCGCAUCUGUCCAUCGACGCGUCUCUCACCAAACUGUUCGAGUGCAUGACGCUGGCGUACAGUGGGAGAUUGGUGUCCCCGAAAUGGAAAAACUUUAAAGGCCUGAAACUUCUCUGGAGAGACAAGAUUCGCCUCAACAACGCCAUCUGGAGGGCUUGGUACAUCCAGUAUGUGGAGAAAAGAGAGAACCCAGUCUGUCAUUUUGUUACGCCUUUGGAUGGGACCAUGGAUUCAGGAGUCCAUCGACCUGCAGAGGCAAUAGCCACAGAAGGAAAAUACUGGAAGAGAAGAAUCGAAAUCGUUCUACGAGAGUAUCAUAAAUGGAGGACAUACUUCAAGAAAAGGUUACAGAAGCACAAAGAUGACGACCUUUCCAGCCUUCUCAAGGGGGCAGAGGAGCAGUUCUCGCUUUUUGGCGAAGUGCAUCCCGACAUACUCCGUAUACCCUUCUGCCAGGAUGACGAGGCAGCGGGUUGCCCUCGCCGCAGCUCCCGCAGGAGCCGGGAAUCUCCCAUACCAAUGGAGAUGGACCCCAUCUUCGACAUGGACGUGCUCAUGUCGGAGUUCUCUGACACGCUCUUCUCUACGCUUUCCUCUCACCAACCCGUCGCUUGGCCUAAUCCCAGAGAGAUCGCACAUGCAGGUAAUGCAGACAUGAUCCAGCCGGGCCUCAUCCCCCUGCAGCCCAACUUGGACUUCAUGGACACUUUCGAGCCUCUUCAAGAUCUGUUUCACUCCCUGCGUCAGCCCUUCUACCCCACAACCUCACCCACUGCCCCAACCACCACCCCCUUAUCCGGCAGCAGUAGCAACACCCAGACACAGACUUCGUUGUUAUCUCCAAUCAACUUGUCGUCAGAGCUGUCUAUCUCACUGACCCCAAAUCCUCCUUCUAUAUCCAGUCAGGACACCAUAAGCUCUGUAGGCCCUGCGUACCAACAGGACUACAUUCCCCUUUUCACAGAACAAAUACCACCCCCGCCUGCCUCAGCCCCCGUCAUGCUCCCCCCAGCGCCUCCUCCGCCCUCUCACUCGCUGCAGUGCCAGUCUGUUGGCGCUCGUCCUAGGAGCUCAUCUCCAUCUACAGCCACACACUCCGGCUCUUCCUCAGUGACGCCCAGCACCAACGCGACACACAGGUCAACCUAUGCUCUUUCACCCCGGCCUUCUCGUCAAGAUCAGGCUCUCCCAUGUAUCUCUUUGCCCCCUCAGCCUCAGAGCUUUGCCCUCCCGCGACCCAUUCAGCCUGCCGGCUCCACUAAAAAGAGCCGCCACGUGCCUAUAGUCCCUGCGACUCCAGUUCAACCAUCUCAUCUCAUACUGACAGGACAAGGUGCUGUUCUUGUCACGCCAUCUGCUAUUAAAACCGACGUGGCCUCUGCUGCUGGUGUGGUCAUCACCUCCGCCAGUAUUCCACGUGGGCCUGGCUUCCACAUUCUCCCAUCAAGUCAGAAUUCUGCUCAGCACAUUGUGCCUAAAGAGGAAACCACCUUACCCAGUAACAAGACCUCAUUUCAAGCAGCUUGCACAGCAGCAUUAGAUGGACGGACUUCUGGUCAGGGCUCACCUUUAGGGACGGAGCAGGUGCCGAGCCCACAGUCCCCACACGGCAGCUGCACCUCAGGCCUGGCCAAGAACGAGCCCAAUCAGAAUCAUCGUGUGAAACACAAAUCAGCCGAGCAGAAAAGACGAUCCAACAUCAGCAUCAGCUUCAAGACGCUGAGCAGCCUCGUUCCCUCUGUCAAACCACAGUCCAAUCAAGCCAGUUACGCUACAACCCUUCAGAAGACCGUGGAUUACAUCGGAAAGCUGCAGCAGGAGAGGCACCAGAUGCAGGAGGAGACGAAGAGACUGCGGGAGGAAAUCGAAGAACUCAACGCAUCUAUAAAUUUAUUCCAGGAGCAGCUUCCUGCCACAGGAGCCCCUGUUACACGUCACCGGAUUGAUCACAUGAAGGAGAAGUUUGAUGAAUAUGUAAAAAACAGAACUCUACAGAACUGGAAGUUUUGGAUCUUUAGCAUCAUCAUCAAGCCUCUUUUUGAGUCCUUUAAUGGGAGUGUGUCAACCACCAACAAGAGACAGCUGUGUGAGACCACCAUGCAGUGGCUAGACCGAGACUGUGCACUGCCCGUUCUCAGACCCAUGGUUUUAGGGACCCUGAGACAGCUAAGCACCACCACAUCCAUCUUGACUGACCCAGCACUCCUUCCAGAAGAAGCUAAGCAAGCCGUUGUUAACUCCAGACACCACUACACGAAAUCCUAGCCUCUUACUUGCCUUCAAACUGUGCUUUAACUGGGACCUCUCUCAAAAAGGCAGUUCUGUACAACGUACUCAAGAGGCUCAGAGGGACUUCAUGGCUUUAUGUGCUGUGUGCCCCGUGAUAUUUAUCUACAGUCAGGUCAAGCUUAAUAAAUAUGCUAGAGGAGUAUUCCUCCUUGCCAUCCUCUCUGCUUUUAUAGCAAUAGGAGGAAACCAUAGUUGUUUUUUUUUAAGUGUUAAAGGCGCUGCUAUAGACACAAUGGACUUUUUGGGAAAGGGAAACACAGUUAAAGAGCUAACAUCUUUAAAAUGUUUAAAAAGGGAAAAAGCCUUGAUAUAAUCCUCCAGUUGUAGCAAAUAGAUCAACAUGCGUAUGAUGAAUUAUGGAAUGGCUCUGGUUUAUUGUCCCAAAAUUUUUUUUGUUUUUUAUUCUUUCCUUCAUUUUUAUCAAAGCAAUUUUACAUUUUUGACGAUUUAUUACAAGCAGUUUGGAAGUGUGAAGUGCUUGGCUCAAGCAGUAACCGUCUUCCAGUCUGAGGAUCUGACCUCUCAGUUUUCUGAUUGCUGGCCUUGCAGUUGAUUAAAAGUGACUCUUGCACUACACCCUUACAGCAAUUUGUUCAUUUUAAGCCUUAUAGAAACUAUUUAAGCACUAUUAACAGGUGUAUAUAUUUUUUUUCUAUUGUGUCUUCCAGCUUUGAGAUUUCUCCUACGGUUAAGCUUUUUUGUGUGUCUUAUUCUAGAUUUUAGAGCCUCUGUCAUUUAAGAAUUAUUUUGAUUUGGCUGUUCACUAAAGGAAAGCAACAAUAAGGCUAAGAGUAAACUUGCUAAAAUAAUAUGUAUUAUAUGCAGCAUUUAAUUUUUUUUAUUUGUUUGCUUAUUGUCAUAAUUCCAAAAAAACAAAAACAAAAAAACAAAACCGUAUCCUAUGCUGUUAAAUUGAGUGUGGUGGAAUCUUUUACUACAGAAUUUCCAAUGGGGCGGUACAAUCCUGUGUGAUGUGUAGCAGCUUUGAAUUGCAGGUGUUACAAUAAAUCGCUGAAGUGUUAGUUAAAAUUGAUCAG
Messenger RNA from Clarias gariepinus (North African catfish), 4092 nucleotides. It is a transcript of the gene mlxip, whose product is annotated as MLX interacting protein. Gene Ontology annotation, cellular component: nucleus. Lineage: Eukaryota; Metazoa; Chordata; Actinopteri; Siluriformes; Clariidae. The coding region runs from base 497 to 3031 and encodes 844 amino acids. The transcript has 17 exons. Gene Ontology annotation, molecular function: DNA-binding transcription factor activity, RNA polymerase II-specific; protein dimerization activity; RNA polymerase II cis-regulatory region sequence-specific DNA binding. Gene Ontology annotation, biological process: regulation of transcription by RNA polymerase II. The record is from RefSeq and is a predicted model, not a curated record.